GCUGCGGCGGUUAGAGCCGGCUCUGCGGCGGCUGUGCGGCGGGAAAACGUCGCGUUAACGUAGAAUUUGUACGCUCGUGUACACGUUAAGAACACCAGCGCUUUAGAUGACACUGUUUUAGUGACGUUUGUACAGCGGCGUGUAAAGAAAAAAGGAGGAGGAGCAGGAGGAGGAGGGGCGCCACAGCGCCACGCACGGAGCUGCGGUGAGUGAGCGAACAGCAGCAGGGAGACGAAGCUCCAGCAGCAUUUUUUUUUUUUACCCGAACACAGCGACUGAAACUCGGCGGAAAAGGCGCGGACAUGCCGGGCAUGAUGGACCGAGGGUCCGAGUACUUGGGUAAAGGUCGCUCGAACGGAACCAAGAGUCCGUCCAACGCGUCCAACGGACACAUUUCUGAUGAGAGCGGCAGCGACGACGAGCACGAUGUGGGGAUGCGGGUCGGACCGGAUUAUCAGGCCACGAUCCCCGAACUGGAGACCGGUACAGCUAAGUACAUGGACAAAGAUGGCGGCGGGAUGUUGGUCUGGUCUCCUUAUCACAACAUCUCUGACUCCAAACUGGACGAGUACAUCGCGAUCGCCAAAGAGAAACACGGAUACAAUGUAGAGCAGGCUCUCGGCAUGCUCUUCUGGCACAAACACAACAUCGAGAAAUCUCUCGCCGACCUCCCGAACUUCACUCCUUUCCCUGACGAGUGGACAGUGGAGGACAAGGUUCUGUUUGAGCAGGCGUUCAGUUUCCACGGGAAGAGUUUCCACCGCAUCCAGCAGAUGUUACCAGACAAAUCCAUAUCCAGUCUAGUGAAGUACUACUACUCCUGGAAGAAGACUCGCUCCAGGACGAGUCUGAUGGACCGUCAGGCUCGCAAACUGGCCAACAGGAGCAACCAGGACGACAGCGACGAGGAGAUGGAGGAGGCCAAUCCCAUCGAGGCCAACGACAGCGACUAUGACCCCAACAAGGAAGCCAAGAAAGAGAUAACUGAUCGCCGUCUGAUCAAGGCUUUCAGUUUAAAAAAUAAAAUAAUGGCAGGCUCAGGCCUCCGUACGUCACCGUUAACCCCGCCUCCUCCCCCCCAGAACCAGGUAGAGCCAGCGGUGCCGGGCUCGAAGGUGGCUCUGGGUCGACGGGAGCAUCAGACCCUGCAGCACCGGCACCACCAGCGCUCGCGCUGCCGUCCACCUAAAGGCAUGUACCUGACACAGGAGGACGUGGUGGCCGUGUCCUGCAGCGCCUCCGCCGCUAACACCCUCCUCCGUCAGCUGGACAUGGAGCUGGUGUCCCUCAAGAGACAGGUGCAGAAUGCCAAACAGAUGAACAGUGGACUCAAACACCUGCUGGAGUCUGGGGUCGAAGAGCUAAGGCUGCCGGAGUGUAACCAGAAGGUGAAUGCUCGCUGGACCACGGACGAGCAGCUGCUCGCUGUCCAAGGUGUCAGGAAAUACGGGAAAGACUUUCAGGCCAUCGCCGACGUCAUCGGCAACAAGACGGUCGGACAGGUGAAGAACUUCUUUGUCAACUACCGGCGACGCUUCAACCUGGAGGAGGUGCUCCAGGAGUGGGAGGCAGAGCAGGGGACUCGAGCACCCAAUGGAGACGGUGCCACCUCUGGUGAGGAGGGGAAGAACAACUCCACCACUCCGUCCGGGAAGAGCACGGACGAAGAAGAUGAAGAGGUGGCCUCCUCUGGUGCGUCUCCUGCCGCCUCCUCCUCAUCGUCUUCAGCCCAGACACCGGUGACGUCUAGCUCCGCCUCUUCCUCCUCCCUCCACCAGCCGCCCCCCCUCCUGCGGCCAUCCCUGCCGGCCACGCCCUCCCUGCACCGCCAGCCCCCACCCCUCCAGCAGCAGGCCCGCUUUCUGCAACCCCGCCCCGCCCUGCAGCAGCCCCCGCCCCUUAUACGCCCCUCUAACCCACUACCGCCACGCCUCAACCCCCGCCCUCCAGCUCCCAUGACGCUCGGUGGGAACCCCGGUGGGUCAGGUCCAAGCUCCGCCCAGCAGUCCUCGGGCCUGGCCAUCCACCAAUCAGAGACGGCCUCGUCGUCGUCCCUCCACUAACAAACGGCAAAUUGAGAGUCACGAGAAAAGAACGUCUGGCUGCUGCGAGUUUUCUCUUUUAAAAGCGACAAAUUUAAAAUCCUGAUUUGAUUGUUUACAGGGUCAAAGUACGUUUGUCCCACAGCACCUGGAGGUAGUGCAGCAGUUGUUUGUUUUGUAAACGUUCGAUGAGACGACAUGUUGCGUUUUAACAGAUUAUUAAUCCAUUCAUCAUCAGAUAAUCUGUAAUCAUAGUAAGAGUGGUGGCGUUCCACAAGGUUCCAUCCUGUGCCUCCUCUCUUUUCUUUGUUCUCAUUCACAGACUUUGACUCUGUGUCUUUGUUGUGAGGAUGAACUUAUUCCUGUCGCUCCACCCACUGGACAAAUGUUACAUUUUAAUCUCUCAAUUUUAGUUUUAUUUUGUCAGGGACUAUUUCCUGCACGGCGAAGUGUCGCAUUCUGUGGCGUGUACGUUAAUCUGUACAUUGACUUGUUCAGUUUACGAUUCAUUUGUAACAAUUUUUCUGUUCCUUUGAUCGCAGCUGCAGCGUGACAUGAACGACGUAAUUAUCCCUUUAACGUUCUCACAGUAGCUGUUUUUUUAUAUUUUAUUUUGAAAGUUCAAAGUCGUCUUUGUCGUCUUCUUCUGUCUCUGUUAUUUAUUCUCUUCUUUUUUCCGACUCCAUCGUAGUGAGAGAAAAACUUUGUGAACAUAAAUCGUGAACUGGAAUCAUCGUAAAAAUCCCGACGUUCACACGAAGCUGCUGCGAUUUUUUUUUCUCCUACAAAAAACCCUACAUUUGUAUCACAUGACUGUGGUUGUGAUGUCACUCCUCGUUAACAACAGCGCCACCAUGUUUGUAAAUACUUAGUUACAAGGGAAUAAACACAAUCCUGUCAAAUAAA
This is a messenger RNA of Solea senegalensis (Senegalese sole), 2948 nucleotides long. It is a transcript of the gene rcor3, whose product is annotated as REST corepressor 3. Lineage: Eukaryota; Metazoa; Chordata; Actinopteri; Pleuronectiformes; Soleidae. The coding region runs from base 303 to 2063 and encodes 586 amino acids. The transcript is spliced from 12 exons. The record is from RefSeq and is a predicted model, not a curated record. Gene Ontology annotation, biological process: negative regulation of DNA-templated transcription; regulation of transcription by RNA polymerase II. Gene Ontology annotation, molecular function: transcription corepressor activity. Gene Ontology annotation, cellular component: transcription regulator complex; histone deacetylase complex.